AUGUGUUCAAAUAUACCCCGGCAAUGGCAUGCUGCAUCGAGGUCAUUGAGUGGCAAAUAUCUGCAUCGCCAAUCGAAUGGACUCUCGCAUCUCCCGAAGAGAUUGAGUAGCUCAAAUCACCCGCCAGCCCAGGAACCUAUCAUAUUUUCUGGGAUUCAGCCUACGGGUGUUCCACACCUAGGGAAUUACCUCGGGGCUCUCCUUCCCUGGGUCAAACUGCAACAGGAGGCUCAAGACGGCACGAAACUCUUUUUCUCCGUCGUGGAUCUCCAUGCCUUGACGAUACCUCAGGAGGCUGCUCAAUUGAGAAAAUGGAGAAGAGAAGCACUUGCAACGUUGCUUGCCGUUGGCUUGGACCCUAAGCGCUCUACCAUCUUCUAUCAAUCCUCCGUGCCGGCACAUACCGAGUUGAUGUGGAUUCUCAGCACUGUGGCUUCCAUGGGAUAUCUCUCACGCAUGACUCAGUGGAAGAGCAAACUCCAGCUUCCAGACGAUGCCACGCUAGAUGACUCGACUGCACGAGCCCAGUUGCGUCUUGGCCUGUUUUCCUAUCCAGUGCUCCAAGCCGCCGAUAUUCUGAUCCACCGAGCCACGCAUGUACCCGUGGGGGAGGACCAGAGGCAACAUCUGGAGUUCUCUCGAUAUACCGCGAACAGCUUCAACCAUCUCUAUGGACCCAUCUUCCCAACCCCUGAGGCAUUAAUAUCUCCGGCCAAACGGGUGAUGUCUCUUAAAGAGCCGACCUCCAAGAUGUCGAAAUCACAUGCGGACGAGAAAUCUCGCAUUAUCCUCACCGACUCUCCGGCUGAAAUUCGCAAGAAGGUCAAGGUGGCACUCACCGAUUCCGAAGCGGGAGUCACCUACGACCCUGUUCGUCGCCCCGGGGUCUCUAAUCUGAUUGAAAUUCUCAGCCAUUUGAAUGGGGCCUCUCGCGAAGAGAUUGUGCGCGAAUACCACGGCGCAAGUCUCCGGGCACUCAAGGAGCGAGUGGCCGAGCAUAUUAUCUCGCAUCUGCAAGAGAUCCGAGAUCGAUAUCUGAGUCUCAUGAGAGAUUCGACGGGCUACCUGGAGAGUGUGGCUGAGGAGGGGGCGGAGGCAGCGCGAGCCAACAGUCGGGUGACCAUGCAGCACGUCCGGGAGGCGAUGGGUUUGUAA
Molecule: messenger RNA, 1155 nt
Organism: Penicillium olsonii
Lineage: Eukaryota; Fungi; Ascomycota; Eurotiomycetes; Eurotiales; Aspergillaceae
Source: the annotation of a GenBank genome assembly